Messenger RNA from Cyclocybe aegerita, 1857 nucleotides. Lineage: Eukaryota; Fungi; Basidiomycota; Agaricomycetes; Agaricales; Hemipholiotaceae. The record is from the annotation of a GenBank genome assembly.
AUGCUGCUCACCGAUAUCUCUCCCUUCGCAGUAUUGAAGUUUUUUGAGACUAUCAAAAGUCUCAUUGCCGACCUCGCUCCCGAGGAUUCUUCUCUUCAGCCACCUUUUCCUGCUUUGCUUCGCUCCAACGAACCGCCAAGUGACGAAGAAGCACAAGUAGUCACCGCAUUCGUUGCAACCCUCGAUGGUCGUUGGGCGACAGUAGCGCCACAUCAAGAAACCCUCACGUAUAUGAGUCCCAGCAGGGAGGAAGAGCGCAUACAAUCCCUUAUUUCAUCUCACAAAAGUAUCAUUUCCGCCUGCCGACGCAUUCCCAACGAAAUCUGGCACGACAUCUUCGUUCUUGCUGCCGAACCAACUGUCUUCUACGCUGAACAAAACAUUAAAUUGAAGAGGAGGAAAACUCCCUGGAGAAUUUCCGGUGUGUGCCGUCGAUGGCGUGCAGUUGCGAUCUCCACACCUCGCCUUUGGACUCACAUCUUCUUGGAAUCAAGCGAUCGCAACGUCGACAUUACUGGUCCUCCUGGAUAUCUUUCCAAGUUGCUGGAAAGGUCCAAAACAUUCCCCCUCUCCGUUUCGAUUGUGCACAGCACCUCUCUUCAUACUGAGCAAAAGGGUCUCGUGAAGCUUUUUCAACACUGCGAACGGUGGAAGCACCUGCACCUAACGGCGCCGGUCGGUUGGGCAAAAUUAUUCCAGGACAACGUGAAGGGGAAACUAUACUCGUUGGAAUCUUUGGAUAUUCAAUUUAAUUCGCUUGCAGGAAGUAUAGUGGAUUUUGAUGCGUUCGAGGAUGCACCAAAGUUGUACGAGGUUCGCAUUAACGAUGAGCGAGCCAUCCGCAUUCACCUUCCAUGGUCACAACUAGCACGACUCCAACUUCCAGGUCGCCAGUCCUAUUCUCUGGACAAGAUUACUCAUGCUUCUGGAUAUCUAUCGUCUUUCAGCCUACGCUUCGUUGAACAACUGCCUGUUAAGCCGCUCCCAAGAGUCGUUGAUUUUAGCAUGACGGGGCCUGGGCCUGAUGUUGACAACUGGAACAUCACUCAAGUUUUUCCGUCAUUGCGAACCCUAUCGAUUGUUCGACCGUAUGGGACCGAGCUUCUGAACCAAAUCAUCUCGCAGUUGCAGUUCGUUUCGUUGCAGUGUCUAACCCUCAAGGAUAUCAUUAUGGACUCCCAGGACAAUAGGCUCCAGCUUCCCAAUCUUAAAACUCUCAAGGUUCUCAGAAUCGACCUGCUGGGGAAGGAGGAACUCGUCAAGUUAGCAGUUGAAGAACAUAGCGGAGCGCUGCGGAUCCUCCCAUCGUUAGAAGACCUGCACUUCUUCAUACCCUGGCCGAUGGAAUCCAAGCUCACUGAGCUGCAUUACACUGACCAAUCAGAUCUGUACUCCGUCCUCAAUGCCGUUGGCCGCACACGCUGCGAACGCCUGCUGCAAUCUGAUGUGGGGCCCACCACUGAUAAUAUGACCCCUCUUUCUGCACCCUUCUGUAUUCCAACCACGUCUAACCGGCUGACUGGUCCAACGCUUAAGUCUCUUCGACUCCAGUUUGCAGCACGGUAUCUGAAACCAAUAACUUGGCCCAACGAUUGCAAUUUACAGGAGCAGGUCGAAUCGGGGUGGCGAGAAAAAGAUUUCCGUACCAUUCCUGCUUGGAAAGAAGAGACCCCUGCACUAGCUCUAUGGGCAAGGAGCUACUCCAUCACCGUCAGUUUCACUCUCGUGCCACGGAAGAGAGGUUUGAACAAUUUCGUUUUCGGGAACGAAUUUGUGCUAUCCUUGACAAAUGGGCACCUCGUUUUCAAGAAGACCUUCCGAACAGACACUGGCGUUGGUGUCACAAGCAUGUCCUAG